Molecule: messenger RNA, 12846 nt
Organism: Callithrix jacchus (white-tufted-ear marmoset)
Lineage: Eukaryota; Metazoa; Chordata; Mammalia; Primates; Cebidae
Source: RefSeq, a predicted model, not a curated record
UCUCUCACACACACACACACGAAAAAGAAAAAAAAAUAUAUAAGAAACCAGAUAGAAAAAGGAGCAAAAUAAUGAAUAGAGUUCGAUCACAAAAAUCAUAUAAAGGUGACCUCUAGACUUAUACAAGAUACACAACUUCACUGUAAAAAGAAGAAUGUAAAUUAAAACUGAGUGGGGAUAUCAUUUCUCACUUACGGAUUUGGCAAACACACAAAAGCUUCGCAGCUCACCUUUGGCAAGGCUGUGGGGAAAUCGGCGCGGUCCUACAGGGCUGAUGAGCCUGUGAAAUAGGACAGGUCGUAGGAUGGGAAAUUGGAAAACAAAAAACAGAUUCCUCGCACCCGCCGGCUGGCGGGGCAGGACAGCCACUUCGCGGCCGGGCCCACCGGCUACUGCGGGCACACGGAGCGGGAAGAUGGCGGACGUGGUCGUGGGCAAAGACAAGUGCGGGGAGCAGCGGCUCGUCUUGCUGCCCUUGUCCCGCAUCCGGGUCAUCAUGAAGAGCUGCCCCGAGGUGUCCAGCAUCAACCAGGAGGCGCUGGUGCUCACGGCCAAGGCCACGGAGCUCCUUGUUCAAUAUCUAGCUACACUAGUUCAAUAUUCCUACAGACAUGGCAGUGGAAAGGAAAAGAAAGUCCUGACUUACCGUGACUUAGCAAACACUGCAGAGGAAUCAGAAACUUUUCAGUUUCUUACAGAUAUAUUACCAAAGAAGAUUUUAGCUGGUAAAUACCUGAAAAUGCUUAAAGAAGAAAAGAGGGAAGGAGAUGAGGAGAAUGACGAUGAUAAUGGAAGUGACCACGAUGAAGCCGAAUCCUAAACCAAAAAAGGGCUUUAAAGCCAGCCUGGCGAGGACUGCCCCGGAUCUGCUCCACUGUCUCCAAGCAGACACAACACUGCACACCUUUAGCUCUUCCAGUGCGUGGGAUUCUUUCCAGGCCAAGACUGAGUGCCUCAUGCACCUAGGCCACAAACAGCCAGAGGGAGAGUGACCCGGACAACAGCCCCUACACAGGCCCACUCUGCAGCUCAGGCACCAAGAAAGCAGCCGAGACCGGCAGCCAUUGCCGGCUGAUCUGCAGCUCCAAACUGUAGAGGCAAGGCCAAUUUUAACUUUUAAAUUUACCGUCAGUUUUGAAGAGCUUCUACAUAUCAGUUACGUAAAUUUUCAUAUAUGUAUAUUUUGGAAUAAAAAAUAUGAAAAAGUUCAAAUAUUUUUCUACUGUAAAGAAAUAUACUUUUCUGUUAAAGAUCUGUAAGUAUUUUUACAGUAAAUGCUUUAUGGAACUAGUUUUAGAGCCCUCCAUGGCUCUGAGGCCUUGGUUACUGUCUACACAUUUUGUGAAAUUUAAAAAUAUCGUUCUAACACUUUUAUUCCUACAGAAAAAUUCCAAGUCAAAUUAUCAAAUCAAAUACAAAGUAAGCCUUAUCUCUUGUAUAUAUUUAUUAAAAAAACAGGUUCUACAUGCAUUUACACUUUGACCAGCAACCCCAUUUCUAGAAAUUCUCUCUGAAAAUGUAUCUUCACUCAUUACACAUUUAAAACAAUAUACUAUGCAUAGAGUUAUUUAUUGCUGGUAUUAUCUGUAACGACAAACUGUUGGAAAUGAACUAAAAGCCAAUCCAUAGGAGACUGGUUGAAUCAACUGUGGCUUAUCCAUAUAACAGAAGUCUGUUGACACCAUCGCAGGAAUGAGGAAGAUUUCUCCAAACCAAAACCGAGUCAUCUUCAAGACAGAUCAUUAACAGAAAGAAGCAAAUGUGAAAGUUACAUAUGUUUUAUUACCUUUUGAGUAAGAAACAUGGGGAAACUAAAUUGUGUGUGUGUGUGUGUGUGUGUGUGUGUGUGUGUGUAUGUGUGUACAUCUGUUAAUUUUUGCAAAGAAGAAAUACAGGCAGGAUAAACUUGAUCCUAAUAAAAGAGUGGAUUUCAAUGAAUGAGGUGCUGAUGGUCUUGGAUUUUUUGUUUUGUUUUUAAGGCAGGAUCUCUCUAUUGCCUGUGCUGGAGUGCACUGGCAUGAUCUCAGCUCACUGCAGCCUUGACCUCCCAGGCUCAAGCUAUCCUCUCACCUCAGCCUCCCGAGUAGUGCAUGCCAUCAUGCCUGGCUACUUUUUGUACUUUUUUGUAGCGAUAGUCUUGCCAUGUUACCUAGGCUGGUCUCAAACUUCUGGCCUCAAGCUGUCUUAUCACCUCAGCCUCACAAAGUGCUGAGAUUACAGGUGUGUCAGUAAUUUCUAUUCUAUUUUUUUGGUAGAUUUGAAAUUUUUAGAAAGUAAUGUUAAAAAUUAGAACAAAAUUACCGCAAAAGCCUGGCCUACCAGGGGCGUAUGUCAGGGGAAAGAAAGUGUCCUGAGGUUUUGCCUUGCUGAUUGGCAGGGAAAGCAGCUUGGCGGGGGAACUGUUGGCAUGUGUCUGGGGGCAAAACUUUUUAAAAUUAAUCACCUGAGGGUCUGCUGCACUCAUCAGCAACGUUCCUGCAGCAGUCAUAACUCUAGUCUUGGCCUCCCUUCCUCUUUUUCUUCCCCUCUUUUACUUAACAUUUAUUAGGUGCCUGCUAUUUAUCAGGGUCUGUGUUAGGCUCUGAGGAUGCAGAGAUGGAAGAGAUACACUUUCUUCCCUUAAGAAGUUCAUCAUCUACAAGGGCCAGUACGGAAGCAACGGAUAAGUACAAUCCUCCCAGGCAUGCACUGUAGGAGAGGAAAUGGAGGGUGCUCUGAGAAACCAGGAGUGGUAUUGUGUCUCUUUCAUCUCAUCCUCACCCGCCAGGGCUGUCUCAGGCUGGCCACCACCUGAUUCUUUGUACUGUAGGAAGAGUGCCAGCCACCCCAAAAGUGGACCACCAUGCCAGAUGGGCAGGAGGCAUGUGCAGAAGCCCUCGAGGGUCCCUGACCCUGCAAGGCUCUCCCACAUUGCCUGCAGCUUUCUUCCAGAAACUUUUCCUCUGCUUGUUCACCUGGGACUUGGGUUCUGUCCUGCAUGGCCACUGAGCUGGCCCAUCCCUCAUCUCCGCAGAGACAGCUCUGGCCUGUCUAUGGUGCCACUCCCAGAUGAUCUGAAAGGGGGAUUGGAGGUGAUCCCAGCAGUGGUAGAGCCUCCCUGCAGAGGAAACUUACCACCCUGCUACUGGAGACUCUGGAGAUGUUACCUCCUUUGUCUGUUACUUACAGAGAGAGUGAACACAGCACAAGAAGUGGUAAAUAUCUCCGCGAACCUGUUGCUUCUCCUCUACUUUUGUUUGUAAAAAAAAAAAGAACCGGGUAAUCUGUAACUUCCCUUCUGAUAAUCUAUGGUUCUUUUACCAAGAGCAAUUAUCUAGGGCAGGGGGACGCUGAGGCUGGGACUUGAUUUUUCAACUGAAAUAAACGGUGAAUUCUCGAUAUCCCUUUGAUGGUGGAAGCUGAGAAAGCAGACUGGGAAUGGCUCCCUGCUGAUCAUGGUUUUGAAGAGCUCUUUACUGUGUUUUGACUUUGUGUUUUGGCUCAGAACAUCCCUUUGUCCUAGUGGAAGCGGGAUUUUUGGACAGGCAGCUGCAAUGCCGCUCUGUUCCACAUGGUGACAGGUUUUGCCUGGAAAAGGAGCUCCUGAAUGGCGUGUUCACAGAAUUGGGUUCUUUGACGACGGUCAUUUAUAUUGAUUGCUUUUGUUAAUGCAUUAGAGAGAAUGUAUGCUCAGGAUACAUUACUGGUGAUGUUUAUUGCCUUUUCUAUUUAGGAAAAGAAACUGAAACAAAUAAGGCUUUAACCCUUUCAUAGAUCGUUACCAUGGACCAGUCAUCUUUAACGUUAGAACUCCAGGGUGAUGGGGAGAGGUGAAAGAAACGACUUUUGAAUGUAGGUAGAUACAGGCGGAGAGCCUUCCAUACAACUGUUUUCUUCACUGUGACGUAGUUAAUAUUUCGAUAUUGCCUUGUUUUCAGUAAUUCGGAAAGCUGGCAAUGGCUUUUCUGUCAUUCCUUUGUGUUGAUGGAAAGUGAGGGUCAGGAACAGGGUCUGCUUAGAUUUCCUGUCAGCACACCCUGCCCAGCUCACAUGGUUGCAGGUGCCUGCUCUCAUCCAGACCUGAGGAUAUUUUCCCCGAGUCCUGACGUCAGGGUUCCGGGGGCUGCUUCCUUCCUGAUUGCUGAUAAAUGUUCCUAGAAAUGCUUCCUAAACAAAAACACAGAGUUAUCGCAUUUCGGUGGAGAUAGAGAAUUAAGGGGUCGCUGCUUCUGCGCCUUUCUUCACUUCUAGCCAAACGGACAUUAGAAAAGGCAAAGAAACAAGUCGCACAUCAGGAAACUCUAAUUAUCAUUAAAACAAUAUUUUGGUGAGUACUUUUCUCACUCUUUGUGUUUUGUAUUUUAAGGUCUUAAGUCAAUUUGUGUUAUAUUUCAUGAUACUGAUUUGAAAUCUCACACAAAGGCAAUGAGUUUGCAGAUAAACAGCUGAACAAUGAAGAUAAUAGAGUCCCCUCACUAUUGCUGCCUGCCCCCCUCAUGCCACUGUCACAGUGCCCGGCACCUGCACCUGAUCACGACCCACUGGGCACAGGAACAGAAGUCUAACAGGAGAGGUUCUAUUUCUGGAAUUUGGAGCUAUGUAACUCAGAUGACCACAGAGGCCCUCUCAGAUCAGAGGCAGAAAUCACCUAAAUGACUCAUGUCAGUUACACAAAUGGACAUUUGUGGGAGAAGACAGCUGGGAGGAAAUUUGCCUGGAAGCCAACUGUAAAGGCAGGGAAACCAGCUGCCCUGCACUGGCAGAGAGGCACUCCAUCCGGAGUCAGGGAUUUGGGCUCCUGGCUGGGCAUGAGCCAGUUACUCCCAGCUGACGUACAGAUCAAAGAGCCCUGCCAAAUAUUGCUUCCACAGGCAUUCCCAAGAAGUCAUUUCUGUGGAGUCAUGCUAAUAGAGGGCCCCUUUUCUCAUGGUGCUAUGCCUAAGAAUGCAAAUAUAGCUUCUUCCAUUGUAAGCCUGCUGCUUUCCAGUGCUUCAACCCAGGAGAAUGACUAACGGGGAUUUCAGAAGCUAGUCAGGUCCAAGGUGACAGCAUUGGUUAUUUUUAUUGUUUUAUUUUUGGCCCCUAAAAUGCCUGGCGGUAGCAAUGAAAAGUUUGACAUCCAAAGGCCCAAGGAGUCUCAGGAAAUCUAGUCUCAGGUGCCCCUGCCCCAAGCAGUGAAAAGCUCCUGCCCUUUUCUCCAUGUGGGAGAGAAACACACACCACGAGGACUGGUCCUGUUUGACAUUCACAACCUCCGGACUUCAAUGCACCAUCUCCAGGCAAUCAUGCUGCCUUUGCCUGAUCCAGGCACUUUCCUGCUUUUCUACAUAUCUAAGAACGUCUUCCUCUCUCCUCUCAUGGCCAAACUUCUCUCACAUCCUAUUUCACUGGGAAAAUUGAAGCAACUAGAAGGAAACUUCCAAAGACUCUUCCAGCCACCACUUCUGUCCCUCGCGGCCUCCAGCCUGUCACCAUGGAGUAGCUGUCCCCACACCUGUGCACACCCAUGCUCAUGUGGUGAGGAACCCCUCUCAGGGCUCCAGAAAUGCUCCCCUCUCUCUCUCAUAAACGAUUACCCCAGAUUAUUUCAAUUGGGAACAAACAUGCUGUUAUUUUUCUCAUUUUUUUUUAAAAAAAAAAGUAGAGAAGGAGCAGGAUUGACAAAAAUAAUCAUAAAAAAUUAAAAAAUGAAAAAAAAGAUAAAAAGGACAAUAAAAACAAAUGUGUCUUGAUCCCACUUCUACUAGAGUUGCCUCCUAAUGUUUGCCUCUCUUUGCGGCAGAUCUUCUUUCCUUCCACUGGAGCCCUCCCCAGGCAGGGGCACGCGCCUCCACAGUUCCGCUGAAAUGGCUCUUCAUGUCACCAGUGGCCUCUGCAUAGUUAAAUCAGGGGUCAGUUCUCAGUUUCCGGCACCUGUCGGCAGCAUUUGACCCAGCCGAUGGUCUCCUCCAGGAUGCAGUUUUUUUCUUUCCAGUUAGCUUCCAGGACAGCACGCUCUUUGGCUCCUCCUCUUAGCUCAUUCCUCUCUCCCUCAAGGGCUCCUUUGCUAGGGUGCAGUUUGUAGACCUCUCCUCUGAGCCAAUACACUCACUUAUUGCUGAAUGGUCUUACGCAUCGAGUGGCUUUAACGACUGUCUGUACAUCGAUGACUCUCAACCUCCAUCUCCAGGCCUCACACCCCUUUGUGAGACCCCACACUCAUAUAUUCAUCGCCUUCUUACGUUUUCCUUCAGUAGUCAACAAAUGUGGCAAACGCCACGUGAACAAAGUUUCACUAUCGUCUUUACAUUUCAAUCUUGUGCUACUGGCCGCCUUUCCCAUCUCUCUGGCCUGUCAACCUUAAAUAAUGAGAUUCAGAAAAUAGGAUGAACUAUAGAGUUUAUUAGGGCACAAAUCUUAAGGAUAGUCAUAUGGGACACACAGACUCCAAGGGAAUGGGUCAGCAUUCCAAAGCAAAGUUACGGUUUCACUUACACAGGCAGGGACAGAGAGGUUGAACAAGGUUGCAACAGCUUCCAGGCAAGAUCAGUACAAUGUCAUAGCACUUUGAUCGGUUACAGCCUGCCACAUUCCGAGGAAGGUUGCUUUAACAUUCUGUGAGGAGCGGUGAUGAUCUGAGGGGAUCUCAUCUCUGGUGCCACAAGAUCCUCUCUAAUCAUUUACAAGAAAAAGUAGAAGUUGCAGCUUCAUGCUGCGGGGUUCAAGGCUCAGAAUAACUUCCAAUGGCUUUAAGUUGGAAUUAUUUGAUUUUACAGGCCAAAAAUCUGAAAGUUACCAUUGACUCCUCCUCUUCUUUAAUAUAUCAAUCUACUAGGGAAUUCUACUGGCUGUACCUUCAAAAUAAGUCCAGAUGUUAAUCAAUUUCUCAGCAUUUCCACUGCUCCCUGCCUGGCCCAGGCCACCGUCAUUAUUCAUCCUUGCAUCCUAUAGGGCAAUGACUUUUAUGUCCUGUCACUUCACAGGUCAAAACCUUCUGAUGGCUCCGAUGGCCCCAGGGUAAAAGAAUGGAAUAUGAGCCAUAGGUUACUGGGUCUUACAUGGAAAGCUGGCUCUUGGUUACCCUCACUCCUGCCUUGCCCCCCAUACUCACACCACCACACUGACCGCCCAUCCUCUGCAAACAGGCUGAGGGCCUCUGCUCCUCGGGCUCCCCCUGCCUGGAACACUUUUCUGCAGGUACCUUGGACUCGCCCUCACCUUCUUCAGAUGUUUACUCAAUUCCCUGUUCAUGAGCUCUGCCCUGACCACCCCAUUCAUAGCGCCCCCUAUGCUCCUUAUCCUGCAUUACUUUUUCUUUUUUUUCAACAGUACUUAUCACUGUUUACUCAUGUUUGUGUGUAUUUAUUAUGUUUAUUGUUUCCUUUUCUCUUUUCCCUAGGUUGAAACUCUGCAUGGCAGAGAUCUUUGUUUAUUUUACUCGGAGAUGUAUAAGCACCUAGAACAGUGCCUAGCUCAUAGUGAUCCUUUAACCAAUAUUUGUUGCUGAAUGAAUGAAUGAAUGAAUGAUUGAAUGAAUACAACUGGUCAGUGAUAUUAACAGCUCAGUCCCUCCUAGGGUCUGAGUAGAUUGGCUAUUUGACAACCUUUCUUUAUCAGCCAGCCCCACGUGGAUGGGGUGUGGGUCCUGCUGCAGCUAACAUCAAAAAGCACUUCCUAUAGGGAGCAAGCUGGGCGGGUCUGGGCCAGGCUGCAUGUUCGCCAUCAGCUGCUGGUCAGGGUGGCCCAGGGAAGUGGGGCAGAGCCUCAGGUCUAUUGAGUCACAGAGGGAUGUACAGGCAAACUAAGCUCAGAGGAGUCUGGGUGCAAGAGGAUUCAGGGGGAAUUGAGAUGUGGGAGUCAAAUCAAAUCAUGAUACACAGUUGAGACUCUGGGCAUGAGUGACACGGGGGCUGGAGGUCUGUUCCACAAGUGUUGCUGGUGUGAGGCACAGGACAGGCUUCCAGACUUUCCUCUGUGAAUGCAUGGACCAUGGCAGAUGUGCUCAGCCCCUUGCAGCUGAUUUCUAGGAGAGUACCUGGCAUUGACUGUGGGUGGCCAGGAACUCUACGGAAGGAGUGAAUCUGUGUUGAAAGCCAUUUUGUAAGAUGGGACAGUUUGAAAGCCAUUUUGUAGGAUGGGACAGUUUCCAAUCUAGUACCUAUCACAGUUCCCUGGCUAAAAAUUCUGACCCAACAGCCUCCUGUUCCCAAUCCUUAUCACCAGAAGGUUCCCCUUUAUUGAGUAGAUGGUGACAUGGUGGCAGGUUCUCUGUUCCGUCUCUCUGCGUUCCCAAGGACCAUCAACUGGGUUUGCUCUAUCUGUGUGACUCUGCCCACAUUUUUAGGCCUCAGUUUCUCUAUCUGUAAAGUAAAGAUAAGAUUACUAUCUGCAUCAUGAUGUUGGGCCUGGCUCAUCUAUUCACAGGAUGUAUUGGUCUUGGUUAGAAGUCUGAAACCCCGCUGACUGUGUUCCUGGGGACAGCUGGCUCCUGCAGCUGCUAGUCAAGUUCUAUGGAAUCAUAACACCAUGGUCACUAGAUGCCAGGUUUCAGGCUGCAUUUGAUUUUGAGUUUCCCUUCCCUUCCUGCUCUCUCCUUUCGUAAUCCUUGGAUGCUUAUACCAGCAGGAGCUCCUUCUGCUGUCCCACUGCACAGACACUGGGCCCCUUCUAGGAGAGUGGGAGCCACACCCUGGCCAUCAGCCCAGCUCUGCCUGUACAGCUCUGAUGGAUUUCCCACUGGACCAUGGCACUGGGGGCUCUGUGUCCCACCAGAAGGUGAUGGCCAGGGGUAGAUGGGAGCCAAGUGAUGUUCAGGGCCUUGACUCCCCAGGUAACUGCCUUCCCCUUCGUCACUCCAGAUGGGCCCAUCCAGAUCACUGGCUCGUUCUCCCUCUGGCCAACAGUUGAGAAUGUCUCGGGUCUUGAGCAGCAGUGUGGCUAAGUGGUCACGUGUUUGGAUGCAGAGGACUCAUCUGUAGCGUCAGCUCCACUUAAACAUGGAGACAAGUGUCACCAUCUGCUUAUGCCUCUGGGUGUUUUCUUAGAAGCUGAGCUUUGACCAGAGUUGGGAAGUGUGAAUGGGUUUGGAAAUAGUGUGUUUUUGCUACCAGAGAGUGGAUGAUGGGACAGGGCAGGGUCCGGUGGGCUGAAAUUACUAAGUUUAGUCCUGGAUGUGAUGUUUACUCAUCCUAUGACCUUGGACAAAUCACUGCCUUAUUCUAGUCCCCAAGGUUUUUCAUCUUGUUUUAUUUAUCUCUAACAACUUUUUAAAAAGACGUUUCAUGUAGAAGGCAACUUUAUAGCUAUUACAGAUCAAAUCAAAAGUAAAACUGCUCUGAAAAGGGGAGAGGUUGAAGUGGCCCAGAGACCUUGGAUUGAGAACCUCCCUCAAAAGUACAUACCAGGUGACUCAAGGGGCGCCUCCACCCCACCCCGAGGGUCCCAUCCCACCUCACCCUGCCGAGCACAGCAGGAAGCCCCGGACCAGGUGAUCUUUCAGGCCCUUCUGGCUCUGACAGUUGUUGAGAUUCUGAGUUAGUCCUUCUGUUGGGAUCUGGAAGCAGUAGCUCCAGGUCUCAGGUGCAGAUUCUUACUCUGUUGGGAUCUGGGGUGCAGAGAGAUAAGGUGCAAUGAUAUGGAGUGGCGGAGAGGAUAGAAGAGGGUGCAUGCCUAGGGGAAAGCCAUUCCCACACUGUAGCCUUCCCUGAUUCUGUCUUGUGUACCCUACUGGGCUCUGCCUGGGAUGCAUCCCCAGGGAUCUGCCAGCCAUCCUGCUCCAGGAGGCUUCCCUGCAAAGAACCCCAGCCCCGUGAUCACAGAUGCAAGAGGCAUCUGCCAGCUGGGGCUCAAAUCUUUUGUUUCUGAUUGACUAAUAUCCCCGUUGAAGAUGUGAAGACAGAUGUGACCCAGCCUCCUUGGGGCACUCGGUCUGGUGAGAGAAAUCACCUACAGGCUCUAAUGGGGACUUGGACAAGGGCCAGUCCAGUCCAGAAGAGUGUGCCUAUCUCUCUGUCUGUGAGAGGCCAGGAAGAGCUCAGAGAGGAGCUGAGGCCUCAGCUGUGAAUGAAGGCUUGAGUCCCAAGCCAGGCAAAGUGUGGAGGAAUGAGGGAGUCAGGAGGGGACCCUCUGGUUGAGAGUGCACAGGAACUCUUUGAGCCUGUGAUGCUAUAAUAUCUGCACCUGCGUCUGCGUCUGCAUCUGCAUCCUCUAUCUAACCUCUAUCUACACGGGUUUUCACCCACUGUUCCUGAUCCACGUCUCUUGGCAGCUAUGUUAAGCCUCAGGAAACAGAACCUCUCUCCUGCCCUCCUUUCACCUGCCCCAAGGCAGAAUUCACUCUUACCUGCCUUUCUGAUUGUGGGUCUUAAGAUCCUCCCCUGAGAGAACUCCAUCCUAUACACCCUGAGGGAAGGAACACUGACAAUGGGAAGCUUUCAUAAAAACCCAAGAGGAUUGAGUUAGGAGAGGCUCGAGGUUCCUGGAAGGGCAGGGAGGCUCCACACCCUCUUCCCCACACCUCACUCCAUGUGUGUCUCCAUCAGUAUCCUUUGUGAUAACCUUUAUAAUAAACUGGUAAUAUAAGUGUUUCCCUGAGUUCUGUGAGCCACUCCAGCAAAUGAAUCAAAACCAAAGAGGGAGUCGUGGGAACCCCAACUUGAAGCAGGUCUGCCAGCUUCAAGUUGGGGUCACAGAAAUGUUCCUGUGCAGUGAUGAUUGUUCUUCUGGUGUGAGGGCAGAGGAAAAGCAGGGGUAAAGAGAGUUUGUCUUGUGCAGACACAGAGAGUCUGUUUCCAUCUGGAAGCUCAUGCACUUUCAGCCGGGUCCAGGUGUUCCUCCCCGGAGCUGAGGCUUAGCUUUGGCAAAUGGCCAGAUAAUCUCCAUUUAGCUAGAAAUGAUGUCAAUCCAUUAUUCAAAUGAUUGGAAUCAUAAACACGACUUGUUCCUGGAAUAAAUAAUCACAUCAGAUCUAAUCCAAAUAUUGUGUUUUGCUGCUAUUGGUAUAUUUCUAAUGAAACAACUGGUCAACCUGCUCAAGGGAGGGUUUCAAAGAGAUUCUUCUAGAGUGAACUUGAUCCGUGCUCCCAGAGGGCAAAGAAAGGGAAAGAGACCUUGGAGAAUUCUCACAGAGAUUUGCAAGCAAAAACAGACAUUUCAGUUCAGUGACUUCUCUUCUUAUGAAAGAAAAAUUCCAUAAGUUACAAUCAGGGCCGGGCCAGAAAGCAGAGCUCCCUAAGCAAGAGAAAUUUCUCACACCUUGCUGGGCUCAUCUUCACUCCCUGGAUGAAUCUCCGGAUAUCCAGAUCUCACCUCCUGUACCUUUCUGGAGAGGAUCAGAAGGCUGUCGUCAGGUUUUUACUUCUGCAAAAAAAAAAGUCAACAUUCAUAGCUCAGGCUGGACAACAGCCUCCGCAUCCUGACCGCAUCUCCACCGCCGAACACAUAGCAAUCUCUCCCCUUUCCCCUCUGCUGUGUGCCUGUGCUAACGCUUACUCCAUUGAGGCUUAUGCCCCUCACUCUGCCAGCAUGGGAGCCGGCGAGGUGAGCAGACUCAUUCAUGGACAGGAAUAUUCAGGCCCGUGAGCCGCAUCACAGCCUCUGCAGCAUUCAUGGGGGUUCCUCCCCACAAAUCUUCUCUGAGGAUGUCCCAAAACCUGAGGCUACCUUCACACACAUUUGUACCAAUGCAGCUGAUUCUGUAUCUACUCCUUUUAAAAAUAGGCAAAUAUAUAAAUAGAUAUAUGUACUUUCUUAACAGAUUUGCUAUCCACUUUUAAGUCUUUUGGCAAUUCGAGAGUUGUAAUUUACAAAUAAUCAGUUACAACAGUUAUACAUUAAAAUCCUAAAUAAAUCGCAUGGUCCUGGGAUCAGGGAUUUCCGGCACUCCUGCUUGCAGAGGAUUAGCAGGACAUUUAAGGAGGCUGCAGGAUGGUGGACUGUGAGCAGCAGGCCUGGAGGCAGAGCCUAAGUCUUACCUCUUUCUUUCCCUAGAGCUGAGCACAGCAGCCAUACAUGGUACGUGCUCAGCAGCCAUUCAGCAAGGACGUGAUCAAUGUGGCUUCUUUAAUCAUUCAAGUCCCUAUGUUGAUCAAAUAAGACGAUGGGUUAACAAAGUCCUGUCUUGGGGAAGGGGCAUGCCUGAGACUGUGGUGACUUCUAAUAUGAGGCUCCAUGGACAUGGAAGUACUCUUCUGGCCAGGCCUGGGUAAUAGCAGGCACAAUGGGAGUGAUGGAGAAAAGGAAAGGGUCAAUUCUUCCACAGCGGGGUAGCUACAGCCCUAUCCACAGAGCAGGGGAGAGCUGCACCAGGGAUCCUUCCUCCUGCAGAGGCCUGUGGCUUUCUCCUUUGCCAUCACUUUCCUGGCCUCCAGUGGAUCUGGGAGGAAGCAGGACAUUCUCUCCAUUCCUGGAGACAGGGUGGGAGUAGGAAGGAGACCUGGGACUGCUGCUUUGCCUGGACUUGCCGUGAGCAGAGUGCCAGCCUCCUGAAGGAAGCUCUGCCUGGGGGUGAAGGAGAGAGACAGGGAGAAUCCACCACUCUAUAUAAAGCAGGUCAGCUACUUACACAUGCUGGAUUACACUCAAACCACCAGUCAGCAAGCUUUGCUGUAAAGAGCCAGGCAGUAAAUCAUUUGGGCUUUAUGAGCCUUAUGGUCCCUGUUGCAGCUACUCUGUUCAGCUGUUUUAGCACAAAAGCAGCCACAGACAAUACACGAAUGUAUGGGUGUGACUGUUUUCCAAUAAAAUUCUGUUUGCAAAGUGUGCAAUGGACUGGAUUUGGCCCACCAGCCGCAGUUUGCUAUUUCCUUCUGGAAACAUCUGGAAGCUUACAUCUCUGAUUUGACAAGCUGAUUUUGGUCCCUCUGUUUCUGACCUAUUUGUUUUCUAUUU